Phyllostomus hastatus (greater spear-nosed bat) is the source of this 3409-nucleotide messenger RNA. RefSeq names its product protein phosphatase 1 regulatory subunit 13 like (gene PPP1R13L). The transcript has 13 exons. The record is from RefSeq and is a predicted model, not a curated record. Gene Ontology annotation, biological process: positive regulation of cell differentiation; regulation of transcription by RNA polymerase II. NCBI's taxonomy places the organism in Eukaryota, Metazoa, Chordata, Mammalia, Chiroptera, Phyllostomidae. Gene Ontology annotation, molecular function: transcription factor binding. The coding region runs from base 325 to 2829 and encodes 834 amino acids.
UAUUUCCGUGGCCAGGUCGCCCUAGGCUUCUGGGCUUCGCCCUUCCUGCCUGUGAAAUGGACUUCACAUGACUGCUGAUGGGAAUGGCUCAGUCUGCGCGCUACUCCUCCGGGACUACAAGUCCCAAGGUGCUGGAGGCGACCCCGGCUCCCCCGCCCCUCCGGGACCCGCCUCCCUUCAGCCGGAGUCACGUUGUCUAACCUGUUCCCGGAGCCUGCCCCGCCCCGUCCUCGGCUCCCCGCCACCCGAGUCGGAGCCGGAGCUGGAGGAACCCCCCUGGUGCCAGGAUCUGCCCCGGAUCCGCGCCCCGCUCCGGCAGGCACCAUGGACAGCGAGGCAUUCCAGAGCGGAGGGGACAUUCUGGACCUGAACUUCCAGUCUCUGGCCAUGAAGCAUAUGGACUUGAAGCAGAUGGAGCUGGACACGGCGGCGGCCAAGGUCGACGAACUGACCAAACAGCUGGAGUCACUGUGGUCAGACUCUCCGACGCCACCUGGCUCUCAGGCUGGAGCCCCCCCUAGGCCUCAGAUGCUCCGGUAUAGCUCCAGCCCGGUCUCCGAGCCUUUCAGCAGCCGCGGGUCCUCCUGGAGGGCGACCAGCGACAGCACAGACACCCCGUUCGGACGCUCUGAGAGCGCCCCGACUCUGCUCCCCUACAGCUCGCUGUCCGCUAAGGGCCGGCCGUCAUCACCGCGCACCCCGCUGUACCUGCAGCCAGACGCCUACGGCAGCCUGGACCACGCGCCCUCGUCCCGGCCCCGCGCCUUCGAUGGCGCAGGCGGCUCCCUCGGCCGUGCGCCUUCCCCACGGCCCGGCUCGGGCCCGCUCCGCCAGCAGGGUCCCCCCACGCCCUUCGACUUCCUGGGCCGCGCCAGCUCCCCCCGUGGCAGCCCCCUGGCCGAGGGACCCCAGGUCUUCUUCCCGGAGCGCGGGCCCUCGCCUCGCCCAGUGGCCGCCUACGACGCGCCAGCUGCCUUUGGGAGCCCCCUGCUGGGCAUGGGCAGCAGUGCCCUCGCCCCGCCUCUGCGCGCCCAGGAUGACCUGAUGCUGCGACGGCGGCCUCCCAAAGCCUGGAACGAGUCGGACCUGGACGUGGCGUACGAGAAGAAGUCUUCCCGGACAGCCAGCUACGAACGCUUAGACGUCUUCACGAGGCCCUCCUCCCCGAGCCUGCAGCUGCUACCUUGGAGAGAGAGCAGCCUGGAUGGGCUGGGGGCCGCCGGCAAGGACAACCUCACCAGCGCCACCUUGCCCCGCAAUUACAAGGUCUCCCCUCUGGCCAGUGACAGGCGUUCCGAUGUGGGCAGCUACCGCCGAUCGCUGGGCUCCGCGGGGCCAUCGGGCACUUUGCCCCGGAGCUGGCAGCCUGUCAGCCGCAUCCCCAUGCCCCCUUCCAACCCCCAGCCCCGCGGCGCCCCCCGCCAGCGCCCCAUCCCCCUCAGCAUGAUAUUUAAGCUGCAGAACGCCUUCUGGGAGCACGGGGCCAGCAGAACCAUGUUCCCUGGCUCCUCCAUCUCCAGAGCUCCUCCACCCAAAAUGCCUCCCCAGCCCCAGGCACCACCCCAGCCCCAGCCUCAGCCCCAGCCCCAGCCCCAGCUCCAGCCCCAGCCCCAGCUGCCCCCGCAGCCCCAGUCACAACCACAGCCCCAGCUCCAGCCCCCUGCCCCAGUGCCCCAGAUCCCCCAACAAACCUGGAGUGAAGGCACCCCCAAAGCCCCUGCUGAGCUGGAGCCUGAACCAGAGCUGGAGGGGCUGCUGGCGCCAGUGCUGGAGGCUGGCGAUGUAGAUGAAGGCACUGUGACUCGGCCCCUCAGCCCCACGCGACUGCAGCCAGCACUGCCACCCGAGGCGCAGUCGGUGCCGGAGCUGGAGGAGGUGGCACGGGUGCUGGCGGAGAUUCCGCGGCCCCUCAAACGCAGGGGCUCUAUGGAGCAGAGCCCUGCCGUAGCCCUCCCCCCCACCCACAAGAAGCAGUACCAGCAGAUCAUCAGCCGCCUCUUCCAUCGGCAUGGCGGGCCUGGGGGGCCUGAGCCCGAUCUGUCCUCCAUCUCUGAGGGAUCCGAGGCCAGGUCAGGGCCCCCCGCCCCUGCCCCACCGGCUCCCAUGCCGCCCCCGGCCCCGCCCCAGAGCAGCCCCCCAGAGCAACUGCAGAGCAUGGAGAUGCGCUCGGUGCUAAGGAAAGCCGGAUCCCCUCGCAAGGGCCGUCGCGCUCGUCUCAACCCGCUGGUGCUUCUUCUGGACGCUGCGCUGACCGGGGAGCUGGACGUGGUGCAGCAGGCGGUGAAGGAGAUGAACGACCCAAGCCAGCCCAACGAGGAGGGCAUCACGGCCCUGCACAAUGCCAUCUGUGGCGCCAACUACCCCAUCGUGGACUUCCUCAUUGCGGCCGGAGCCAACGUCAACUCCCCCGACAGCCAUGGCUGGACACCGUUGCACUGCGCAGCUUCGUGCAACGACACGGCCAUCUGCACGGCCCUGGUGCAGCACGGCGCAGCCAUCUUCGCCACCACACUCAGUGACGGUGCCACUGCCAUCGAGAAGUGCGACCCCUACCGCGAGGGUUACAACGACUGCUUCACUUACCUGGCAGACGUGGAGCAGAGCAUGGGGCUGAUGCACAACGGGGUGGUGUACGCGCUCUGGGACUACAGCGCCGAGUUCGGGGACGAGCUGUCCUUCCGCGAGGGCGAGUCGGUCACCGUGCUGCGGCGGGACGGGCCGGAGGAGACGGACUGGUGGUGGGCCGCGCUGUAUGGCCAAGAGGGCUACGUGCCAAGGAACUACUUCGGGCUCUUCCCCAGGGUGAAGGCCCAGAGGAAUAAGGUCUAGCCGGAGAGAAGAAUGUUUUCUGGGGAGCCGGGAGGAAGCAGCUUGGCCUUCGCUCCGGACCUCCGGCUCCAUUACUGCUGCGCCUCCCUGCGCCACUAACCCUUCAGGGGCGGGAUUCUUGCCCCCAGCUCUCUGCUUCCCUGGAAGCCCAGGGGAGAAGGAGAACCUUAGCCUUAAGUGUAGAAAUCUGCCUUAGCUGUGGGAGGUCGCUGUGAGGCUGGGAAUCACUGGGGGCAAGAGAGACUCCCCCUACAUUUGCCAACUCAGGCCCCCUCUACUGGACAAACCAGAUACCAUCCAAAGUGCCCCCCAACUCCCACUGCAGACACCUCCCCACACUCCUCAAAGCAAGUCAACCCACCAUCCCAGUAGGACAGGCCACCUCCACUGGCUUUACCUGGGAGUCACCUCUGCCCCCAUUUCUCCCAGCAGCCUUUGUGGGGACCAGGUGAGGCACAUGGGUGUCUCUACGAGGAUCCCUGCUCCCGCUCUCCCCAACCACGUGCCUUCAUACAGUGCCGGUUUGACAACAAAGUGGGGAAGUUUUUCUUAAUAAAUAAAGGUAGUUUGCUGAAUUCCA